CGUGCGGGUCGUACGGGUGCGGGGCCGGCGGGGAUCAACGGCGCCUCCGUGAGCAGCCCCCGCUGUGACCCCACAGCUCUGAGCCCCGCGGUGACACCCCGUGCUCUCAUGGAGGCCCCACGCAGCCAUAUCACUCCCCUGCCCCGCGUCCCAUGACCCCGUGUGCGAUGACCCCGUGUCCCAUAACCCCGUGUGUGUCCCAUGUCCCCGUGCCCUCCCGGCUGUUCCCGGUCCCGAUGUCCGCCCGCUCGCUCCUGCUGCUCUCGCUGCUCCUGGCCGCUCCGCACGGACGGGGGCAGCGGGCGCCCGCAGCGCGCAGCGCCCUGAGCGCAGUGCGGACCCGGGGGAACCUCGUCCUUAGCGAGUUGGCUGGCAGGUGGUUCCUGGUCGGCACGGCGUCCCGCUGCACAUACCUGGCACAGAACAGCCACCGGCUGGAGCCCACGGCGAUGACGGUGACCGUCCCAGAUGGGCAGAGCCUGAGCAUCAGCACCUUCAGGAAGCUGGAUGGGCAGUGCUGGGAGAUCAAGCAGCGCUACGUCCCUGCAGGAGCCCACGGGCACUUCAGUGUGAGAGGCCGUGGCUACAACAGCAAGAUGGAGGUGGUGGUGGGAGAGGUGGACCCCCGCAGCUACGCCAUCAUCUACUACCAGGACAGCCAAGGCCUCUCUGUCAAGCUCUACGGUCGCAGCGUUCAGCUCAGUGACACCAUAGUGGACAAGUUUGAGCAGCGUGCCAGAGCCGUGGGCCUGAGUGAGGAUGUGACCCACUACUUCCCCACAUAUGGGUUCUGUGACUCUGCUGAUGAUUUCCACAUCCUCGAUGAAACAGAGCUGUAGAUGGAGGCAGUACUUCCAGGACGUGCCCAGCACUGAUCUCUCACCUCGUGCAGACGCCUGUGGACAGGACCACACAGGGAUGAGCUGGGGCUUGGCCAGACCCUGCUGCUGCUCUGCAGUGCUGGAGCACACCCUGGGCUCCCCUGUUCCUGGCUGUGUCACCCCACAGCUUCGUGCCCUUUGUCCCAUGCCCUGCAGAAACCAGCAACAUCCCAAUAAACAUGAGGAAAAACUCUGUGUCCAGGCAA
Molecule: messenger RNA, 1087 nt
Organism: Coturnix japonica (Japanese quail)
Lineage: Eukaryota; Metazoa; Chordata; Aves; Galliformes; Phasianidae
Source: RefSeq, a predicted model, not a curated record